Ostrea edulis (European flat oyster) is the source of this 1299-nucleotide messenger RNA. RefSeq names its product baculoviral IAP repeat-containing protein 7-A-like. Lineage: Eukaryota; Metazoa; Mollusca; Bivalvia; Ostreida; Ostreidae. The record is from RefSeq and is a predicted model, not a curated record. Gene Ontology annotation, cellular component: spindle microtubule; nucleus; cytoplasm. Gene Ontology annotation, biological process: regulation of cell cycle. The coding region runs from base 109 to 1113 and encodes 334 amino acids. The transcript has 3 exons.
AUUAGAUAUAUAUAUAUAUAUAGAAUAUCUCUCUACUGAUCUAUACUGCAAGUCACUUUGGUUGUGUCACUUUGGUUGUGCCAGGUUUUGAAUAAUUUCCGCAAGAAAAUGCAGGGAAACAGUAAAAAAACAGCGCUGGAGCAGCUGGGGGUCUCCUUCGACAAACCCAAGUACCCCACCUACUCAGUUUUAGCAACGCGGAUCACUACAUUUUCAAAUUGGACCCAUCACCAACCCAUGGACAAAAUGGCGAAGGCCGGAUUCUACUAUACAGGCAAUGGAGAUAAUGUCCGGUGUUUUUUCUGUGGAAAUGGUUUAGAGAAUUGGGAAAAGGAAGAUGACCCAUGGGUAGAGCAUGCGCAUUGGUUCCCAAAAUGUGUAUUCCUUCUCCAAUGUAAAGGCAACAGUUUUGUCCAAAAAGUUCAACAAAUCCUGGCACAACGACAGUCUUCACAGACAAAGAACUACGAAACGGGAAAUUACCAACAGUACCAGGAAGAGAGGGGCGUGGUUAGUUCUCCUAGCUCUCCCGAGUGUUCACUACAAAGCGUGGCGGCAAUCACAGCCCUACAAAUGGGAUAUUCAGAAGUGUUAGUCAGGAAAGCUAUUAGCGUAUGGAACUCCCGACAGAGUUCGGAGAGUUUCACUGUGACAGAAAUUGUCAAUGUCAUUUUAGAUUUACAAAACAGUGACUCUGGGUAUGGCUCAUUAGAGGAUUUGCAACAAAAAAAUGUAUCUGAAGGUGAGAAUGUGACAAAAACUUCUGAAUCAAAUGCAAGUGACUUAUUAGAAAACAUUGAAAACAAAUCUGUGGAAAACGUCAAAUCAAAAUCAACAGACCGUGAAAACUGUGACUCGGGUUAUAAUUCCGAAGAUGAAAACGAAAGGACUGAUAGUUCUGCGAAUUCGAAUGGAGAAACGGAGAAACUUCGAGCUGAGAACAAACAACUACGAGACACACUGAUCUGUAAAGUUUGUAUGGACAACACGGUCAGCGUCAUUUUUCUGCCAUGCACUCAUAUGGUAACAUGUUCACAGUGUUUUCCCGCCAUGAAGCAGUGUCCAAUUUGUAGGUCAGACAUUAAAGCUAUUGUCAAAGCGUAUUUAGUUUAGGCAAGUUUUAUAUUUGAUCUGGUAUGAAUGUUUACUUACAAAGUUACAACGGACAAUGUUCUUAUAUCUACUAUUUGUAAAAAAAACAAAACAACUUUAAUGUCUCAUGCAAUUGCUAUUAUGUCAGUGCAUAGCAAUUAUAUGCCUUAUUAAAAAAAAGUCAGGAAAUGGUGGAACAAUAUCAAA